AUGGUUCUGGACUACAGCAAGUGGGACUCUCUGGAACUAUCUGACGACUCGGACAUUGAAGUGCACCCCAAUGUCGACAAGCGAUCCUUCAUCCGGGCCAAGCAGAACCAGAUUCACCAGCAGCGGCACCAGCGCCGCCAGGAGAUCGCGACACUAAAGUACGAGCGGAUCAUCAACGACGGGCUUCUGCAACGCAUCGAUAGCCUCCUGGUUGCCCUCAAGAAGCACAAAGACAGCACGAGGCAGCCUGACGAACUUGUCUUCCAGGCCUUGAUCGAGUCUGCCGGCGCGCCCGAACACGACCAGCCCCCCGUCCCGCCAGAAGAUGUCUACACGCAGGUCAAGGACACGCCCAAGUUCUCGCAGAUGAUGGGCUCCUUGGUGGACCAAGUCAAAAAGGAGCUCGAUGAGACUACGCCCGCGAACCGGUUCGAGGCCUUCAUCCAGGGCGUGGAGGGCCACAGGAAAAAAGUCCUGGAUCUACAGCAGGAACUGCUCGUGAAACUGGCGCAGCUCGAGCGGGAAGAAGGCAGCAAGAUCACCAGCGACAGCAUCCACACGGGAUUCAACAGCAGCUUCAUCGCGAAGCCCAAAACACCGCUCGCGUCGGCGGAGAAGAAAGACGCCGGCGGCAGCGUGCAGCUCUUGAACCCCGGUGCGAUGGCCGGCGGCGAAAUCGGCGGCGCCGUGUCGUCGGGCGCGGAGGCCGAUGAGGAGCCGGAAGAUGAUAUCAAAGUGACGGCCCUGGCGCGGCAGUUCGCCAAGCUGCCCGUGGGCGACUACCAGGGGUAUCUCCGAUUCAUCAUGGACCACCCGGAGGUGGUGGCGGAACGGAAGACGGACGAGCUGUUGAUGGAAGCGUUUGACGCGCAGAUCGCCGGCCACGAGGACUAUGCUCGCCACAUCACCACCAAAGACCACCGCGCCAACGCACACUUCCGCGACGACGUCAACGGGACCUACAACCGCAUCAAGAACCGCUCUCGCGAGCUGGCCAAAUCGUCCGGCGGCGGCGGCGGCGUCGAGCAGAUCCAACUGCACGCCGUCGACCCGUCCACGAAGAUCCACAUCACCAUCCCGCCGGCCGACAGCACAUCGCCGCAGGACAUCGCCGCGCGGGAAAUCUUCGACCGUUUCCCGCCGGGCCUCCAGGCGGCGUUGCGGUCGGAGAGCCUGGACGAGGUCAAUAGCGUGCUGGGGAAGAUGAACGUUGAAGAGGCGGAGGAGGUGGUGGAGAAUUUGGGGAAUAGUGGGAUCCUGACGCUGGAGGAGGGGAUUGUCGAUGCGACCACGGACGAAGGGAAAAAAUGGCUGGAGGAAAUGGAAGCGGAAGGUAAGGCGGCGGCGGCGGCUCACAAGAAGGAGGAAGCGAUUGGGGAUCCUGAAUGA
Molecule: messenger RNA, 1389 nt
Organism: Ophidiomyces ophidiicola
Lineage: Eukaryota; Fungi; Ascomycota; Eurotiomycetes; Onygenales; Onygenaceae
Gene: CDC37
Product: hsp90 co-chaperone Cdc37
Exons: 2
Coding region: 1-1389 (462 amino acids)
Biological process (GO): protein stabilization; protein folding
Cellular component (GO): cytoplasm
Molecular function (GO): heat shock protein binding; protein-folding chaperone binding; protein kinase binding
Source: RefSeq, a predicted model, not a curated record